Aaosphaeria arxii CBS 175.79 is the source of this 1700-nucleotide messenger RNA. Its product is annotated as putative Xaa-Pro aminopeptidase. Gene Ontology annotation, molecular function: metalloaminopeptidase activity; manganese ion binding. Bases 106 to 1497 code for a protein of 463 amino acids. Lineage: Eukaryota; Fungi; Ascomycota; Dothideomycetes; Pleosporales. The record is from RefSeq and is a predicted model, not a curated record. The transcript has 5 exons.
AAAAAACCAUCCACAAUACUCUCCCACGUCCCCUCCCUCCCAUCCACACUCCUUUCCCUCGUCUUAGUCGCAACAUACUACAUCACACGACCCCCGAGACGAAAGAUGGCGAUCGCAGAGAACUACGACGAGGUGCUGAAGGGCAAGUACCCUGCGAAGACGCACGCGAAGAAGGUGGUGGAGUGGAUGCUCGAGAAGGGCGCGGAUCGGACGGGCACGAUUUACCUCGAGGCGCAGAAGCAGAAGUUGCUUGAGGAUAAUGAUUCUGAGGCGCCGUUUAGACAACGACGAUACUUCUACUACCUUUCCGGAUGCGAACUCCCGGACUCGUACUUGACGUACGAUAUCCAGAGCGAGAAAUUGACGCUGUUCAUUCCUCCUGUCGAGCCUGAGGAGGUUAUCUGGAGUGGAUUGCCCAUGUCUGUCGAGGAGGCGUUGGCGAAAUACGACGUCGACGAGGUCAAGACCACCAACGAAGUAAACCCAUACCUCACCUCCACAACAGCCAGCCCGCAGACGACCAUCUACGCGAUCCCCGACCAAAUCUCCGACCACAUCACCUUCCUCUCGUACAAGACCAAGAACCUCGAGCUCCUCAAGCCGGCGAUCGAGUACUCCCGCGUCGUCAAGACGGACUACGAGAUCGCCUUGAUCCGCAAAGCCAACGCCAUCUCGACGGCCGCCCACACCGCCGUCAUGAAAGCCGUCUCGCACGUCCAAAACGAAACCGAGCUCGAAGCCAUCUUCCUCAAGUCCUGCGUCGAGCGCGGCGCAAAGCACCAAGCCUACCACUCCAUCGUCGCCGCCGGCACCAACGGCGCCACCCUCCACUACGUCAAAAACGACGACACCACCACGGGGCGGGACCUCCUCCUCCUCGACGCGGGCUGCGAAGUCGAAUGCUACGCCUCGGACAUCACCCGCACCUUCCCCAUCUCCGGCACUUUCACCCCCGAAUCCUCACAAAUCUACAACCUCGUCCUCUCCAUGCAGAAACAAACCACCUCCGCCCUCAAAGCCGGCGCCUACUGGGACGACAUCCACGCGCUGGCCCACCGCAUCGCCAUCGACGGCCUCCUAUCCCUCGGCAUUCUCAAAGGCGACCGCGACGCCAUCUUCGCCGCCCGCACGAGCGUCGCUUUCCUGCCCCACGGCCUCGGGCACUACCUCGGCAUGGACACCCACGACACGGGGGGUAAUGCAAACUACAAGGACUCUGACCCCAUGUUCAGGUACCUCCGCGUGCGGGGUACGCUGCCGGCGCGCAGUGUGAUCACGGUUGAGCCGGGGAUUUAUUUCUGCAGGUUUAUUAUUGAGCCGUAUUUGAAGGAUCCGAAGCAUGCGGCGUUUAUUGAUACGGAGGUGCUGGAGAGGUAUUGGAGUGUGGGGGGCGUAAGGAUCGAAGAUAAUAUUCUCGUUACCGAAGGCGGGUACGAGAAUCUGACGCCUACGCCUAAGGAGCCGGAGGAGCUGAAGAAGAUCAUCACUGGGUCUUGAAUGUACUCCCCUCAAGAAGGGAGCGUUAUGAGUGGAAUUGGAACAGCUGGACGCACAGCUAGAGAGAUAGAUAUCCCCACCGAAUUUACCUAAGCGGGAAGGGGGAAAAGGGGAGGUCUUGUUGACACAUCACACCAUAUAAGGUAUCUAUCGUAGGUAUAACUGAGAGAAAUAUCAAAUCAAAUCAAGCCCUAAGAAACCAC